AUGGCCCCGGGCGUGCGGCGCCACAGGGCGGCCCAGGCGCUGUUUCUCGCAUUCGAAGCAGAUGACCUGUUCGGCGGCAGCGACAGCGCUGCCGGCGCGGACGGCGCCACAGGCUGGCCGCGGGCCGAGUUUGGCGCGUGGCUGCGGGGCGCCGUGGACGGCGGCUCGGGCGGCGCAGGCUCCGACGGGGCCGCCGCCGGCGCGGGGGCGCGGCUGGCGGAUGCGCAGGUGGACGCCGCGUUUGCUGACUUUGAUCAAGACAGCGACGGCACGGUCUCGCAGCAGGCGCCGUUGUGGGGCGCCGCGCUCGGCCCCUCGGGGCUGGCCGGCGCCGAGACGGGCGCCGGCGGCGCGGGCGCGGGGCGGUGCGUGGCGUGUGCGCUGGGGCAGCACUGCCCCGAGGGGUCUGUGAUGAGGGACGCGGACCCGGUGACCGCGCUGGAGUGCCCGGCCGGCGCCUUCUGCCCCUCGCCCGCCGAGGCCCGGCCGUGCCCGAACGGAAGCUUCUGCGGCGCAGGGGCCGCGGGCCCGAGCACCUGCGACAUUACGGGGCUUUUGAACAUGCGCAGCGGCGGCGGCAGCAGCGGCGGCAGCAGCGGCGGCGGCGCGACGGACAGCGGAUUUCAGAUCACCGAGCGGCGGAGCGUGCUCGACAUCGUUGCGGCGGGCGGGCAGGAGGUGGCCGGCAACUACUGUCCUGCAAACGCAACCAGCCCGCUCGAGCCAUGCAUGUAA
This is a messenger RNA of Monoraphidium neglectum, 735 nucleotides long. RefSeq lists its product as hypothetical. The coding region runs from base 1 to 735 and encodes 244 amino acids. The transcript is spliced from 3 exons. Lineage: Eukaryota; Viridiplantae; Chlorophyta; Chlorophyceae; Sphaeropleales; Selenastraceae. The record is from RefSeq and is a predicted model, not a curated record.